AUGGAUAUCACGAGCGACGAUGCGACGCCCCGUUCAGUACCUGAUCUCCCAGAGAAGGCUCACGAGAGGAAGCUCACCCUCCUCUCUCUACCACUCGAGAUCCGUCUUCACAUUUACCACUGGCUUCACCUCAUGAGCCCCGUCCGACAUGCCCAGCUCGCGCCGUGGUAUCCCACCCCCGUGCACUGCCAGUACAUCCUCCGGCCCCUCGACCACAUCCUUCGGCCCCUCAACCACGAGGCAGAGCCCGACGGUGGCGAGGCUAAGGGCCUGCUCUCCCCGUACCGCCCGCUUUCCGGUCUCCCGACGAGCCUCCUCAGGGCAAACUCGCAGAUCUACCACGAGGCAAGACUCAUUCCCUUUUCGCAGAAUGAGUUUGUCUUUGUCAAUUGGUUCGCUUCAGGGCUCUGGGCUGCCCGCGCCUUCACGCGGGCUCUCGCUCCCUGGCAGCGCGGUGCCUUGCGGUACGUGCGUCUCGAGGUGCUCGCCCGGGAUGUGGUAGUCGGCGGCGCGGGCCGGGAGGAAUGGCGGGCCCUAUGCGGAGAGUGGGCCUCGGGGGUGCGCGGCCUGCGGAUGAAGAUGGUGCUCGGUUCGAGUACGGCGACCGUCUCCGGACCCUCGGCAGGUGGAGGGAUGGGGCCCCGAUCGGAGGCGGCACGACAGUGGGUCGGCGAGGGACUUGGCUUGAUGAGAAAGCUCGAGAGAGUUGAGAUGGAGGUUGUGUCGCGGGGGAUGAGCGACGAGGCCAAGAUGCUGUGGUGUGAGAAGCUGGAGAGAGAGUUGAGGGAGGGAGGGCUCAAGUGGGCAGUGGUUGUGUGCGCCGAGAAGGUGCAUGAGAGGAUGGAAUGGAUCAAGAGUGAUGUUGCGUGGAAGAAUCAGUCUGGUUAG
Molecule: messenger RNA, 888 nt
Organism: Fusarium vanettenii 77-13-4
Lineage: Eukaryota; Fungi; Ascomycota; Sordariomycetes; Hypocreales; Nectriaceae
Exons: 1
Coding region: 1-888 (295 amino acids)
Source: RefSeq, a predicted model, not a curated record